Molecule: messenger RNA, 1116 nt
Organism: Puccinia triticina
Lineage: Eukaryota; Fungi; Basidiomycota; Pucciniomycetes; Pucciniales; Pucciniaceae
Exons: 6
Coding region: 1-1116 (371 amino acids)
Source: RefSeq, a predicted model, not a curated record
AUGUUGGACGGCAAUCUUUACACUCUCAGCUUUGUUCGUUCCCCAAGCGAGCCUGAUAAGCUAUUCCUCAUCCAAGAAUCCACCGGCGAGCCCGUUUAUUUUUGUCUCCGGGUGCCUGAAGCUGGCGAGACUAGGAGUGAAUUAUACCAUGCCUCAACCCUGGCAUCAUUAGGCGUCUUCCAACACAUCUCCUCCAAGCUCAAGUUGAUUUCUCUGGCCAAUCCAUCGACGACCAUCGAGCUGAAGAACACGGGAUAUAUCAACUUCGAAUGGACGUUCCAGUUUGACAAGAUCCUGAAGUUUUGCUGGAAGAAGGAUAUCAUCGGGAUGCCUGGUAGCAAGAGGGGCUAUACAUGUUGGAUGUGUCAAAAACCAGACCCAGAUUUUCCCUGUGCAAUCUAUCGACCAGGCACUUCCAGCGUCCCGCCAUCUUGCCAAUUUUUGGACUUCAACAUCCGUCGGAUCGAGCGCCUCCAAGAUCCACGGGGCCUUGAGUUUGCGAUCAUACUCGCACUGCUCGGGUUCACUGAAGGGGCCGCCGAUCACGAGCCGCGCCGAAGUCCACCCGCCUCUCCGGCCCAUUCGCGGCGAUUAAUAUCGCCGGGGCCGGAGGCUAGCUCGCUCCUCAUGACCGGGAACAGCGUGAUAUCUGACUUGGCAGCACAAGGCCACAAGCUGCUUGAGGACCCACUCUUCCUCUACCUUUCGCUCCAUGCCCUCACACCCGAAGCAUUUGAACGGGCCGCCGUCGUUGCUGACCAGAUAAAACGCGACCAUCUCGAGAGGUGUGGAGAAGACCUCUACCAAUACCGUGUGGAAGACAUGAUGAGUCAAGACAUGGCUGGUGGUCGGCCCGUGUCUUUCUCUGCGUCGGCUUCACAAGCCCCAUCGACCUCCCUCAAGAUCUAUUUGGCCCGGACUUCCUUGGACGGACUGCUCCCGAAAUCAGUCACCACAUCCUCAUCCAACACCAAUAGGAAGUUCGGUACCUUUCCUUUCUCUAGGCCUCAAGUCGAACCCAGACCAAGCUCUUUUCAUGGCCCUUUCUCAUACUCCUCUAUGCCACACAACUCGCUACAGUCUCGAUUAAUCUCCGGCGUUCAUCGACGUAAUUGA